This is a messenger RNA of Phytophthora infestans T30-4, 321 nucleotides long. RefSeq lists its product as uncharacterized. Lineage: Eukaryota; Oomycota; Peronosporomycetes; Peronosporales; Peronosporaceae. The record is from RefSeq and is a predicted model, not a curated record. The transcript has 3 exons. Bases 1 to 321 code for a protein of 106 amino acids.
AUGUCGCAAGGCUGCUGGGGCUGGUUCCUGCGCAGCAGCCUUGUGAUCCAUGUGACAUCGGAGCACCGGUUUAAAGAGCUUCUUGACACAACCAAGCGCUCGGUGGUCGUUAAUUUCUCGGCCUCUUGGUGUGGUCCGUGUCGAUACAUAAGUCCUGCCUUCCACGAGCUCAGUAUCAAAUAUCCAGACACGAUCUUCCUUAAAGUGGAUGUGGAUGAACUCAAGACGGUCGCAAAGAGCUGCGGCGUGGCGAGUAUGCCCACGUUCCAGUUCUUCCGCGACAGCGUUUGCGGCAGCGCAAGCCCCACGUUGUGUCCGUGA